AAGACCUAACUGAAGUGAGGCAAAAUGGAUCACCAUGAAGUUAUAUUGGAGGCUGACAAAAUCCACCAAAAUCGGCUGUCAAGUGUCACGGACAAUGAAGAAGAACAAGAUGCAGCUUAUACAAUUGUGACAGUCCUGGAUAAAGUGGCCAACAUUGUGGACAGUGUGCAGGCAAGCCAGAAAAGGAUAGAGGAGCGACACAGAGAGAUGGAAAAUGCAAUCAAGACCAUACAGAUUGAUAUUUUGAAGCUUGCCCAGGCUCAUGGCAAUACAGGUUAUACAGUUAACAAGUUGCUUGAGAAAACCCGCAAAGUUAGUUCCACUGUUAAAGAAGUAAGGACACGCGUGGAAAGGCAGAGUGCAAAUGUACGGAAGGUUGAAGCGAAACAAGAGGAGAUGCUGAAAAAAAACAAAUUUCGGGUUGUAAUCUACCAGGAGGAAACUGAGUGUCCCUCAUCUCUCUCUGUUAUUAAAGAGAAGACAAGAGGUGAAAAUCUAGAGGAUGAUUUCUUCCCACCCGAUGAUCUGUCUUCUGAUGAAGAAUAUUACAUUGAAGAAAGCAAAGCAACCCAUUUCAAGAAAUCAGGCAUGAGGCGCAUAGACGAUAUCAAACAGGCAUUUUCAAGGGAAAAUAUCCAAAAGACAAGACAAAAUUUUAGAAAGAAAGUAAACAGGCUUCGAACUAGAAUAGUGACCCCUGAAAGGAGAGAGAGGAUCAGGCAGUCAGGAGAGAGACUGAGGCAAUCUGGGAUAAGGUUCAAGAAAACCAUUUCGCAAGCUGCCCCAAUGAAGGAGACAUUCAAGAUCCAUAAAAAAAAUAAAGAACGAGCAGUAGCUGAAGGUCAGGAGGGAAUUCAGGAAGGUGAUACACAUAUAGCUCCUGAGACUGUUGCAGCAGAGCCCUUCACUGAAGAGAUCUCUUAUACAGAAGUGACUACUAAGAUAAAGAAAGAAAAGAACAGUGGAACAAAAGGUGUUUCAGAGUCAGCUGAAAAAGUAGAGAGAAUCCCAGAAAUCAGCCUUAAGCAGGAAGGAAAAGGAGAAGAAGGAGGUGAUAAUGUCCCUCUACUAGACUUGAAACAAUUAGCAUAA
Messenger RNA from Nothoprocta perdicaria, 1092 nucleotides. RefSeq names its product caveolae associated protein 4 (gene CAVIN4). Gene Ontology annotation, cellular component: caveola; cytoplasm. The transcript has 2 exons. The coding region runs from base 25 to 1092 and encodes 355 amino acids. The record is from RefSeq and is a predicted model, not a curated record. Gene Ontology annotation, biological process: regulation of gene expression. Lineage: Eukaryota; Metazoa; Chordata; Aves; Tinamiformes; Tinamidae.